AUGUGGGAUCACGAGCAUUUCCUGGGCACCAUGGUUCACUCCAAGUGCUCCUUGUUAACGUUGCUUGUCUACUCGGAUGCCUUUUACAACUACGACGCCAGGGGCGCUGAUGAGCUGUCUCUACAGAUUGGUGACACCGUGCACAUCUUGGAAACCUAUGAAGGGUGGUACCGGGGAUACACCUUAAGGAAGAAGUCCAAGAAGGGCAUCUUUCCUGCCUCGUACAUUCAUCUUAAAGAAGCGACCGUUGAAGGCAAAGGGCAACAUGAGACCGUCAUUCCAAGCGACCUCCCACUCAUCCAAGAAGUCACCACCACCCUCCGGGAGUGGUCCACCAUCUGGCGGCAGCUCUAUGUGCAAGACAACCGGGAGAUGUUCCGAAGUGUGCGGCACAUGAUCUACGACCUCCUUGAGUGGCGAUCGCAGAUUCUCUCCGGCACUCUGCCCCAGGAUGAGCUCAAGGAGCUGAAGAAGAAGAUCACCGCUAAAAUUGACUACGGGAACAGAAUCCUCGAUCUGGACCUGGUGGUGCGAGACGAAGAUGGGAACAUCUUGGACCCCGAGCUCACCAGCACCAUCAGUCUCUUCCGCGCUCAUGAGGUGGCUUCCAAGCAAGUGGAGGAAAGGUUACAGGAAGAGAAGUCUCAGAAGCAGAACAUAGACAUCAACAGACAAGCCAAGUUUGCGGCCACCCCUUCUUUUGCCCUGUUUGUCAACCUCAAGAACGUGGUGUGUAAGAUAGGGGAGGAUGCUGAGGUGCUCAUGUCUCUUUAUGACCCCGGAGAGUCGAAGUUCAUCAGUGAAAACUACCUGGUCCGAUGGUCAAGUUCAGGAUUACCGAAAGAUAUAGACAGAUUACACAACUUACGAGCCGUGUUUACAGGCCUUGGAAGCAAGGACCUGAAAAGGGAGAGGAUCAGCUUUGUCUGUCAGAUCGUCCGCGUCGGGCGCAUGGAGCUGAGGGACAACAACACCCGGAAGCUGACCUCGGGCUUGCGCAGGCCCUUCGGAGUGGCUGUGAUGGAUGUGACAGACAUCAUAAAUGGAAAAGUCGAUGAUGAAGACAAACAGCAUUUCAUUCCCUUUCAACCGCUCACGUUGGACGACGCCAUCCGACACAAGCCGCUGAACAUGUCAUCCCGUUUCUCACCCAGGGUGGCAGGGGAGAGCGACUUCCUUCAGACUGUUAUAAACAAAGUGAUCGCCGCUAAAGAAGUCAAUCACAAGGGGCAAGGCUUAUGGGUGACCCUGAAGUUGCUUCCUGGAGAUAUCCAUCAGAUCCGGAAGGAGUUCCCUCACUUGGUGGACAGGACGACAGCAGUGGCCCGGAAGACCGGCUUCCCAGAGAUCAUCAUGCCUGGUGAUGUUCGGAACGACAUCUACGUCACGCUCGUGCAAGGAGACUUUGAUAAAGGAAACAAGACCACCGCCAAGAACGUGGAGGUCACAGUGUCCGUGUACGACGAGGAGGGGAAGCGACUGGAGCACGUCAUCUUCCCCGGAGCCGGCGACGAUGCAAUCUCCGAGUACAAAUCCGUGAUUUACUAUCAAGUGAAGCAGCCACGCUGGUUUGAGACGUUGAAGGUGGCCAUUCCCAUCGAAGAUGUCAACCGCAGCCACCUUCGGUUCACCUUCCGGCACAGGUCCUCGCAGGACUCAAAGGACAAGUCCGAGAAGAUCUUUGCUCUUGCCUCUGUGAAGCUGAUGCGCUAUGACGGGACCACGCUGCGUGACGGCGAGCAUGACCUCAUUGUCUAUAAGGCUGAAGCGAAGAAGCUGGAGGACGCCUCCACCUACCUGAGCCUGCCCUCCACGAAGGCGGAGCUGGAGGAGAAGGGGCACUCGGCGACGGGCAAGGGCCUGCAGAGCCUGGGCAGCUGCACCAUCAGCAAGGACUCCUUCCAGAUCUCCACGCUGGUGUGCUCCACCAAGCUCACGCAGAACGGUGGGUGUGCGCCAGCCCGGCAGGACGCCGACGGGAGAGGGUGGCUGGCCAGGGCGUGGCACCCGUCGUGCCAUGAAGUGCCCUCUGAGGAGGCUUUCCUGCAGGACACCUUGGAUGCCCUCUUCAACAUCAUGAUGGAGAACUCUGAGAGCGAGACUUUCGACACGCUGGUGUUUGACGCUCUGGUGUUUAUCAUCGGACUCAUUGCUGACCGGAAAUUUCAGCAUUUUAACCCUGUUCUGGAAACCUACAUCAAGAAGCACUUCAGUGCCACGUUGGCCUACACGAAGCUGACGAAAGUACUGAGGAGCUACGUGGACAACGCUGAGAAGCUGGGCACCAAUGAGCAGCUGUAUAAGGCCAUGAAAGCCCUCGAGUACAUCUUCAAGUUCAUUGUGCGAUCCCGCAUCCUGUUCAACCAACUGUACGAGAACAAAGGGGAGGCCGACUUCAUGGAGUCCUUGCUGCAGCUGUUCCGCUCCAUCAACAGCAUGAUGGGCAACCUGUCGGAGCAGACGGUGCGGGUGAAGGAAGCAGCGCUGAAAUACUUGCCCACGAUUGUCAACGAUGUGAAGCUGGUGUUUGACCCCAAAGAGCUUAGCAAAAUGUUUACUGAAUUCAUCCUCAACGUUCCCGUGGGCCUGCUGACCAUCCAGAAGCUGUACUGCAUGAUUGAGAUCAUCCACAGCGACCUCUUCACACAGCACGACUGCAGAGAGAUCCUGCUUCCUGUGAUGACGGACCAGCUCAAGUACCACCUGGAGCGACAGGAAGACCUAGAGGCCUGUUGCCAGCUGCUGAGCAACAUCCUGGAGGUGCUGUACCAGAAGGACGUGGGCCCCACGCAGCGGCAUGUUCAGGUCAUCAUGGAAAAGCUGCUUCGUACUGUCAACCGGACCGUCAUCUCCAUGGGCCGGGACUCCGAGCUCAUCGGCAACUUCGUGGCCUGCAUGACAGCGAUCCUGCGGCAGAUGGAAGACUACCAUUACGCCCAUUUGAUCAAGACCUUCGGCAAGAUGAGGACCGACGUGGUGGAUUUCCUGAUGGAGACAUUCAUCAUGUUUAAGAACCUCAUCGGGAAGAACGUCUACCCUUUCGACUGGGUGAUCAUGAACAUGAUGCAGAAUAAAGUGUUCCUGCGAGCAAUUAAUCAGUAUGCAGAUAUGCUGAACAAAAAGUUUCUGGAUCAAGCCAGCUUUGAGCUACAGCUCUGGAACAACUACUUCCACCUGGCCGUGGCGUUCCUUACGCAGGAGUCCUUGCAGCUGGAGAAUUUCUCGAGUGCUAAGCGAGCCAAAAUCCUUAACAAGUACGGCGACAUGAGGAGGCAGAUUGGGUUUGAGAUCAGAGACAUGUGGUACAACCUGGAGUGCACCUAUCUCCAGCUCCCUGAGAUCCAAAUCCCUCCUGUCUACCUGGGCUACGUGGAUGGGCCCCUGCAGCACAGGUGGUUGUAUCGCUGGAUUUCUGGUCCAAGGCAGAGCGGGCUUCUCUUAUUUGAAAAUGAGAUCAUCACCAAGCUGGAUCAUGAAGUGGAAGGAGGCAGAGGAGACGAGCAGUACAAAGUGUUAUUUGAUAAAAUCCUCUUGGAGCACUGCAGGAAGCAUAAAUACCUUGCCAAGACGGGGGAAACUUUUGUGAAACUUGUCGUGCGCCUGAUGGAAAGGCUUCUGGACUACAGGACCAUUAUGCAUGACGAGAACAAGGAGAACCGGAUGAGCUGCACGGUCAACGUGCUGAACUUCUACAAAGAAAUUGAAAGAGAGGAAAUGUACAUCAGGUAUUUGUACAAGCUGUGUGACCUGCACCGAGAAUGCGACAACUACACGGAGGCGGCGUACACCCUCCUGCUGCACGCCAAGCUGCUUAAGUGGUCGGAGGACGUGUGCACUGCCCACCUCACCCAGCGGGACGGCUACCAGGCAACGACGCAGGGACAGCUGAAGGAGCAGCUGUACCAGGAAAUUAUCCACUACUUCGACAAAGGCAAGAUGUGGGAGGAAGCCAUCGCCCUGGGCAAGGAGCUGGCAGAGCAGUAUGAAAAUGAGAUGUUCGAUUACGAGCAACUCAGCGAGCUGCUGAAAAAACAGGCGCAGUUUUACGAAAACAUCGUCAAAGUGAUACGGCCCAAGCCGGACUACUUUGCCGUUGGCUACUACGGGCAAGGAUUCCCCACCUUCCUCCGGGGUAAAGUCUUCAUUUACCGCGGCAAGGAGUAUGAACGCAGGGAGGAUUUCGAGGCGCGGCUGCUGACUCAGUUUCCAAACGCCGAGAAGAUGAAGACCACGUCCCCGCCUGGCGACGAGAUUAAAAGUUCCCCCGGCCAGUAUAUCCAGUGCUUCACAGUGAAGCCCAAACUCGAUUUGCCCCCCAAGUUUCACAGGCCUGUUUCAGAGCAGAUCGUCAGUUUUUACAGGGUGAAUGAGGUACAGCGAUUCGAGUAUUCUCGGCCGAUCCGGAAAGGAGAGAAAAACCCAGACAAUGAAUUUGCGAACAUGUGGAUCGAGAGGACCAUCUACAUGACUGCAUACAAGCUACCUGGGAUUUUACGGUGGUUCGAGGUCAAAUCCGUCUUCAUGGUGGAGAUCAGCCCCCUGGAGAAUGCCAUCGAGACGAUGCAGCUGACCAACGACCGGAUCCACAGCAUGGUGCAGCAGCACCUGGACGACCCCAGCCUGCCCAUCAACCCGCUCUCCAUGCUUCUCAGCGGCAUCGUCGACCCGGCCGUCAUGGGUGGCUUCGCCAACUAUGAAAAGGCCUUCUUCACCGAACGCUACCUGCAGGAGCACCCUGAAGGCCACGAGAAGAUCGAGAAACUCAAGGACCUGAUCGCCUGGCAGAUCCCUUUUUUGGCGGAAGGGAUCCGGCUUCACGGAGACAAGGUCACGGAAGCGCUGCGGCCAUUCCAUGAGAGAAUGGAGGCCUGUUUCAAACAGCUGAAGGAGAAAGUGGAAAAGCAAUAUGGCGUCCGCACCAUGCCCUCGAGUCUGGACGACAGGAGAGGCAGCCGUCCACGGUCCAUGGUCCGCUCCUUCACCAUGCCCUCAUCGUCCCGGCCGCUGUCCGUAGCCUCCGUGUCCUCCCUGUCAUCCGACAGCGCCCCUUCACGGCCGGGCUCUGAUGCGUUUGUUCUGGAGCCUCUCCUGCCAAAGAAAAUGCAGUCCCGGUCCCAGGACAAGCUAGACAAGGAGGAUGCGGACAAGGAGAAGAAGGACAAGAAGAAGGAAAAGAGGACUAGCAAGCACCAGGAGGCAUUUGACAAGGACUUCAAGCCAGCUGACACUCCCCUGCAGCGGUCCGAGGCAGUGAUUCUCUCAGAAACGAUCAGCCCCCUGCGGCCCCAGAGACCCAAGAGCCAGGUCAUCAACACCAUGGCGGGUGAGCGACGUUUCUCUGUGUCCCCGUCCCCACCAGCCUCACAGCAGACGCCCCCUCCGGUCACGCCUCGGGCCAAGCUCAGCUUCAGCCUGCAGUCCAGUUUGGAGCUGAAUGGCAUGGCCGCCAUGGACGUGGCCAGUGUCCCUCCCCCACUGCCUCUCAAGGGCGGCAUGGCUGAUUAUGGGAACGUGAUGGAAAGCCCGGACUCAGGCUCGCUGACGCCUCCGCCCCCUCCCCCACACCAGAGGCAUCUGCCGCCCCCGCUGCCCAGCAAAACCCCUCCACCUCCGCCCCCAAAGACGACUCGCAAACAGACGUCGGUGGACUCUGGGAUUGUGCAGUGACCCGGCCAGAACGCCUCGUCCUCCCUCCCCCUCGUCUCCUGCGGCAGCGCUGGCCUGGGUCCCCGAGUCCACCACUCAGAGCUUCCGUUGAGAAGUCCGUUCCUCUGGCAGUUUGGAGCAGGCUGGCCUGAAGCUGGGAGGGGCUGCUGUGUGGGUCAAAGUGGAGAACCUCUGAGGUUAGUCUUAAGAGAAGCCCAAGUCUUACCCAGAAGUCUUUCUGUUAGUGCCAAAUGACUUCAGUUCGCAAGAUGCCCAGGGGCGCUGCGUUUUGCCAAGUAGGGAGGGCUACACAUCAUUCCUGGAAGUCGGG
This is a messenger RNA of Echinops telfairi (small Madagascar hedgehog), 5977 nucleotides long. It is a transcript of the gene DOCK1, whose product is annotated as dedicator of cytokinesis 1. The transcript is spliced from 51 exons. Gene Ontology annotation, biological process: small GTPase-mediated signal transduction; cell migration. The record is from RefSeq and is a predicted model, not a curated record. Lineage: Eukaryota; Metazoa; Chordata; Mammalia; Afrosoricida; Tenrecidae. The coding region runs from base 1 to 5667 and encodes 1888 amino acids. Gene Ontology annotation, molecular function: guanyl-nucleotide exchange factor activity; small GTPase binding. Gene Ontology annotation, cellular component: cytoplasm; plasma membrane.